Carcharodon carcharias (great white shark) is the source of this 2942-nucleotide messenger RNA. RefSeq lists its product as uncharacterized. The transcript is spliced from 9 exons. NCBI's taxonomy places the organism in Eukaryota, Metazoa, Chordata, Chondrichthyes, Lamniformes, Lamnidae. Bases 729 to 1940 code for a protein of 403 amino acids. The record is from RefSeq and is a predicted model, not a curated record.
UCUCGACAGAAAGCACUGCAUCUCUCUCCAGACCUUCAUAUUCUGACUGCACAACUGAGUUAAAUGCUGUUAAUGUUGUGAAGUUACAAGUUCAGAACCUAUAAACAUCCCUGUGAGCUGCUAUUUAGAAACAGGACAAUUUGAAAAGAAAUACCAGCCAUUUUGAGCUUUCUAACAUUGAGAAUACACUAGAUUAUGGUAAAUUGUGAGCGGAAUCAGGCGCAGCAGUUGGACAGUACGGAAGAGCGGCAGCGUGCGUUUGAAAUUGAACACUGAGUCACACAAUAAAAUUCUAGUGAAUGGAAAGCUACUCAUUCAUGUUAGAAACUUGAAACGGCCGGAAGUUUGGGAAGAUUCAACCUUGAACAUGUAAAAAGACAAAUCAUUUUAAAAUUCCUCCCGUUUGUCAAAUUGAACCCAGUGUCAAAUCAGGUAUUAAACUGAUGCCCCAGAAAUCAACAAUUCUGUAAUCCACAAUGCUUCCGAUGUGGGCUGAUACUAUUGGAGCGUCUGGUUGUCUUUGGCGCGAAAUUCAGAGGAUGGCGAAGCGGAGAAAAUGUUUUUGAAUCGGCUAGAAAUGGGAAAGUAGUUGCUUGGAAAAAGAAACCAAGGCAUUCCAUAUAUUGACUUGAAUCCUCUGGAUGAGUCAGAGGAGUCCAUCCUGCCAAAACGUGGCAUACCUGCCUUCAUGAAGAAUAGGAAAAGGGGGAUUUGGCGCAGUAUAUACAAUGAUAUUCCCAUAUUCAUCAAAUGUUCAUGUCUUCAAACUUGCUUCAGUACUUUAUUUGUGUGUAACGUGUGGAGGAACAUUACUUGCCAGACCUGAUACCAUCACUAACUCCCUUGUAGGAGAACAAAUCUUGUUCCCUAUACAGCACCAAGGCAGAGAAGAUCAGUGUAAUGUAACAUUUAGAUCAAGACUUCCACAAACCUUUGAGAUUUUAGUAUGGAAGUUGAAUAAUCCAGAGAAGCUGUACAUUGUGCACCCACUGUAUCAAGACAGAGUUGGAAUCCAGAAAGAUUAUGUGGUGCUGUAUGAUGCCCAGGUUCAUGACACUGGACAAUAUGAAAUACAGAUUGAAUACAAUGGGACAGAACUGAGAAAACAUAAUGAGAACACUUUCAAGUUGCAAGUAUUUGUAUUCGAUUUGUUUGUAGUGUGUGAAGAAGCAUUACGCCUCAAACUUCAUACCAUUACUAAUGUUACUACAGGAGAACAGGUCCUGUUCCCUAUACAGUACCAAAGCACAGAUAAAUAUGAUGUAACAUUCAGUUUGAAAUUUCCACGAACCUUUAAGAUUUCAACAUGGAAAUCGAAUAAUCGGAAGAAGCUGCACAUUGUCCACCCAUUGUAUCAACACAGAGUUGCAAUCUACAGAGAUUUUGUGGUACUGAAUGAUGUACAUGUUAAUGACACAGGAGAAUAUGAAAUACACAUUGACUACUACGGGACAGAACUGAAAAACCGUGAUGAAAGUACUUUCAGGAUGAAAGUAUUUGAACCAGUUUCCGAGCCUGUGAUAGCGAUUCUUCGUAACUGUGUGAGUUCACCAAAUAUCAUUUUGAACUGCUCUGUUUCCAACGGAACAAAUGCCACGAUUCACUGGGAAAAAGUGUCCUUGUCUGGAGUUCUCAAUGAGACCUAUGAUGAGAGGCUGCUUAUAAUUGACUGUAUUACUGAAGAGGACCAAUAUGUGUACAGAUGCAUUGCAAAAAACCCAGUCAGCAAUGCAACCAGCAACCAAUUUCCUGUCAGCCCAAAAGACUGGGCCAAUCCCAAGGAUAAAAGAAGCCAUUUGAUGAUCCUGCCUGCUUUGGUGGUGGCAGUUCUGGUGCCAACCAUUCUGUACUUCUCAAUCAACAAAGCAAAACAAGAUCUGAAUGAGGAAAUAUCCAUGGGAAAUUAUAAAAGUCUGCAGGAACGUUUUCAGAAUCUAUAGAAUUUUGAACAAUAACCAUCAUUACAUCCACUGUCCCUCCAGCCACAUCCUCAACACUCUGAGAUGAAGCUCAUCUGGUCCAGAAGAUUUAUCAUCAUUUGAACACAUGUCCCCAGAGUAUUUGGUUCAACCUGUGGAUUACUAGUUCAGGGACAUCACCACUAUGUCACCAUCUCCCAAUACUAAGAUGCAGCUGUUUUUUCUGACCUUUUCCAACACUGAAUUGAAUAAGGAAUUUUGCAGAUUAGCAGGUGCUCAAAAUUUUCAGGUCCAAGACCAGCAUGAGAUCACUGCCAUUUUUUAAAAAGAACUUUUGAUACCUUCUACAUUGUGUGAAAGAUGUGUGUUGGGUGCAAGAUUUUUUAUUUUACUCAUACAUAUGAAUGAUGUUUAUUUUUAUGAAUGAUGUUUAUUUUUAUGUUAAAGAUUAAUUAUUUGAUAACACAUCUAUUUCCAUUUUAAAUGGAAUAAGAUAUUGAUUGCCAGUCUUUGACUAAAUUAUAGGCUUGUAAACAAAACAAUGGCUAUUUUUUUUUCAUUGACUGUUUGUACAAACAUACAUUAUUUUCCUUUUUAUACUGUGACUAUUGGAUUUGAUUUUGAAAUAAAGUUUACACUUGGAGAUUGUUAGGGGAAAAUUAAAAAUGCUAAAAGAGAACACUAGGAAUUUACUGAAGAAUACUUAAAAUCUCCAGGCCGACAUGGCUGCUAAGCAUAUUAAGAGUUGACGAUUACCAGAUGAAAAUUGCACAGCCUUGACCGUCAGGCUGAAAGCACAAGCAGGACAUAAAAUAGAUUAAGUGCACUCCCCUCUCACCUAGGGAAGGGGCAGAUGGUUUUAGCUUAGAUAUGGGAAGACAUACAAUGGACAAAGAGGGGGCUUUGAUGAAAUACAAACAGUCUUGAGCUGUGAGAAUCAAGGUCUUUGUGUACGUGUUUCAAUUUUGAUUGGAUGUAUUAUAAUUAUGUAUACAGCCUUUAGAAUAAUUGGUUAGCAAAAUC